Messenger RNA from Mucor velutinosus, 969 nucleotides. It is a transcript of the gene TIF32, whose product is annotated as eukaryotic translation initiation factor 3 subunit A. Bases 1 to 969 code for a protein of 322 amino acids. NCBI's taxonomy places the organism in Eukaryota, Fungi, Mucoromycota, Mucoromycetes, Mucorales, Mucoraceae. The transcript is spliced from 3 exons. The record is from RefSeq and is a predicted model, not a curated record.
AUGUCAAAUCCUCAAUUCAUCUUGCAUUGGUAUCCUAAUUCUCCAUUCGCUCAAAAAGUUGCAUGGGCCCUUCAAUACAAGAAUGUCGACUUCAAGCUUGUAACGAUUUCACCCAUUGAGCCUCGUCCUCUUCGCAGACCCCUUGAUGCUGGAUACCGCAAGACGCCUGUGCUCCAAAUUGGUAAUCAUACCUACUGUGAUUCCAAGAUCAUCUUUGCUGAACUUGAAAAGAGAUUCCCAGAACCAACAUUCUACCCGCUUGAUGCUCAAGGAAACUCGACUGAACAUUCAACCUUAUCAUUAGCAAGAUGGACCGAGAGCUCAGUAUUUCAAGCUAUUGUUACCCAAAUCCCUAUGGGUAAAUUAGGCGAAGCAUUUGUCAAGGAUCGCUCUCAAUUCUCAGGUCGUAAAAUUAAUCCGGAAUCACUCAAAUUCGCCGCCCCUUACAUGCUACAAGGUUUAACUGCAGAGCUUUUAGCUGUCGAAGAGCUUGUCAAAUCUCGUCAUCAAAAUGGAUCUCUGUGGGCUCUUGGUACCAAGGAGUUGUCAUUGGCUGACCUUCACAUUGCCAUGAAUGUUUGGUUCCUCAGUCAAUUUGUGGGCAGCAAAUGGCUUGAAUCCAAGAUUCCUGUUCUGAGUGAACACUUGACCAAGACUUUGGCCACUGUCCGUUUCAACGACCUUGAGAAGCUGAGUCAAUUAGAUGAAGAAGAAGCACUUGUAGUCGCCAAGGAGCAAUCAUGGAAGCUCGAAAAUGCUGCGCACGAUGGCUCCUUGAAGGCGAAAUUGGGCCAAGUGGUUGCCGUUCUGCCUACUGAUACUGGCAUGGUGCCUGCUUUAGGCACACUGGUACAUAGCACUAUCCAUGAAACUGUCAUUGAGAAUAAGCAAGAUGAGUAUGGCUUUACAUCAUACACCCAUUUUCCUGUUAUUGGUUUUGUUGUUCUGCCUCAAGCCCCCAAGCUCUAA